Molecule: messenger RNA, 3808 nt
Organism: Passer domesticus (house sparrow)
Lineage: Eukaryota; Metazoa; Chordata; Aves; Passeriformes; Passeridae
Gene: PCMTD1
Product: protein-L-isoaspartate (D-aspartate) O-methyltransferase domain containing 1
Exons: 7
Coding region: 344-1510 (388 amino acids)
Biological process (GO): protein modification process
Cellular component (GO): cytoplasm
Molecular function (GO): protein-L-isoaspartate (D-aspartate) O-methyltransferase activity
Source: RefSeq, a predicted model, not a curated record
CCCGUCCAUCGCACCGACACCGACCGUGACCCCGGCCGCCGAACCGACCCGCGCACCCCGACCCGCCGCCACCCAGCGCCGCCCUCCGCUCGCUCGGCCGUUUGCCCGCGGCCUGCCGGAGCGCUCUUCUGCCUUCAAUUCCGGCCCCCCCCCCAUCCCCCCCAUCCCCAGUGGGUCUCGCCGGUGCCGCCCAGCGCAGGGUGCGGGGCCCGCUGCGGAACGGGAUUCACUUGUGAUGUCCUUCUGAAAAAACAGCUGAGACUCCAUUACAAACAUACACUUCUGGGAAAACUCUGCUCCUAAUGUAUUUUGCAAACUAAUUGAAUUGCCAUCGAAGUUCAGCAUGGGAGGAGCAGUGAGUGCUGGAGAAGACAACGAUGACUUAAUUGAUAACUUGAAAGAAGCUCAGUACAUUCGUACGGAGAGCGUGGAGCAAGCCUUCAGAGCGAUUGAUCGUGGUGAUUAUUACCUGGAAGGAUACAGGGACAAUGCUUACAAAGACUUGGCCUGGAAGCAUGGAAAUAUACACUUGUCAGCACCUUGCAUUUAUUCUGAAGUCAUGGAAGCACUGAAACUUCAGCCUGGAUUGUCUUUUCUAAAUCUGGGUAGUGGAACCGGAUACUUGAGUACAAUGGUGGGAUUAAUAUUAGGGCCUUUCGGGAUAAAUCAUGGAAUAGAGCUUCAUUCAGAUGUGGUAGAAUAUGCAAAGGAAAAGUUGGAGAGCUUCAUAAAAUACAGUGAUAGCUUUGAUAAGGAAUUACUUGUGGCAGUUUGUGAACUAGCAGCAGUCCAGCAGCUGGCACACCAAUUGAGGCAAGCUGGGGGUGAGCAUUGCACAGCCAGAUUUGAGUUCUGUGAACCUGCCUUUGUGGUUGGUAAUUGUUUGGAAAUAGCCUCAGACAGUCAUCAGUAUGACCGGAUUUACUGUGGAGCUGGAGUCCAGAAAGACCAUGAAAACUACAUGAAAAUUUUAUUGAAAGUUGGAGGCAUUUUAGUAAUGCCUAUAGAAGAUCAGCUAACACAGAUCUUGAGAACGGGACAGAACACAUGGGAAAGUAAGAAUAUCCUUGCUGUUUCGUUUGCUCCACUAGUGCAACCAAACAGAAAUGACAACGGCAAACAUGACACUGUAGGACUGCCUCCAUGUGCUGUUAGGAACCUCCAGGACCUAGCUCGGAUAUAUAUCAGACGCACUCUUAGAAACUUCAUAAACGAGGAAAUGAAAGCCAAGGGUAUUGCUCAGAAGGCUCCUCCGAAACGCAAACGCAGGAGAUGUCGUAGGCGCAGGAUUAACACCUAUGUGUUUGUUGGUAAUCAGCUCAUUCCUCAGCCUCUAGAUAGUGAAGAAGAUGAAAGAAUGGAAGAUGAUAACAAAGAGGAGGAGGAUAAAGAUCACAGUGAGGCCUUGAAGCCAGAAGAGCCUCCUCGAAAUCUGUUGAGAGAGAAAAUUAUGAGUCUACCAUUACCUGAAUCUUUAAAAGCAUACUUGACCUAUUACAGAGAAAAGUAACUUGUUUUAAGUAGAAAUAAUGCCUACUGAUAGUUCCCUUAUUCUUGAAAAUGUAGCAUUUAUUAAGAAGUAGGUGGACAAAUUAUUAUUAGUCUUUCAUCAAGACUGAAGUACAGCGAUAAAUGGUAACUUGUCUCUAUCUUGUCUUUGCUACAAGGAAGACUUGCAUUCGACAGUAGAAUCCCUUUUUAAAAGUCUAUUUUUCUUUAAAUUUUGAAAAUGCUGUUUUAACUCUGAUAGAAAUAUAUAUUCCAUUAUGCAGCACUAAUCAAUAUUUUGCAUGGUAAGUCUCUUUUUGAUCCCUAACAGAUUUGUAUUGAUAAAAGGAUGAGUGAAAUUUUAUAUAUGCUAAAUAAUUGGUUAAACAUGUGCAUCUGACUUGAUGAGCAAUUUGUCUGUAUUUAUUACUAUUAGGGAAACAUUUUAAACAUGCAGACACUUACCUUCUAAUGUCCAGAUCAGACCCUUUUAAAGUUUAUUUUACUAUGGCUUUGUUGCAAUCAUUAUUACUAUGUUGGUAUAGAGUAUUCCAACAACACAAGUGCAAUAAAUGUAUACAGACACUGAAUGAGCUGGCUUUAGUGAAAUACGAAAAUACAAGUUCUGAAAUGUCAGAUGACCCUGCUACUUCUGCAUUUAUCUUUUGCCAAAAGAUCUUGAGACAACUAACAGCUUCUCUCAGAGCCUUAAAGAAACACCGUAUUGAAUAAGAAGCAAAGCAAUGCUUACUUCAGCUCUGCUUAUACUUAACUCCAUUCUACACUGUCAGUAUUUCUAACUAGAGGUAAUUCCUCAUUUGUGGGAAGUAUAGGACAGUACAUUUGUUUAUUUCUAGAGCUCACAGCAUUGAGUCAAAAAGUUUGGUAAUUCAAGAUUGUAAUUUAGAUUUCAGUCAUCUAUAUUUACUGCUUUUAAGUAGAGGUAGAAUUUCAACAAAGUUUAGUUUGUAUUGCUUAUUGGGAUAGCUAUAAUAGUAGAACUUAGAAUUUGUUCAGCAAAUGCACUUUAGUAAGUGAAUUUUAUACUUAACAUGCAUCUCCAAGAAGGUAGACUUGUGCCAGCCUAUAUUUUGUUUCUGAGCAUGGCUCUUAGCACAAAAAUAUUUAUUAAAUCAUAUGCAUCUUUUGGAAACCUAAGAGUAGCAGUGCAACUGUGGGGACCCACAAUAGUGCUGAUUUAAAUCCUUCAAUGAUUUUUCCUCUUCUAGUUGUGAAGUUAUUUGCAGUUCUCAUUUUUAACUUUGCUUUUACCAUCUUAAUUUCUUCAUUCUGUUGUAACAUAACCAUGAGGGUAAACAGUUCAUUAAGAACUUGGCAUGUGAUACAUAUUAAAAACCACAAUCAUAGGAAAUACAUGCUUGUUAGACCAAAUGAAAAACAUUCCCAUUGAAAUAUCCCCCAUGAUACAUUUUGUAAUACUGGUGACACUUCGUUUUGUGUAAAACAAUGAACAAAAUAAUCAGAUAUUUCUAAAGCAGUAAAUGUUCUUCCAAAUAUUUAUAACCAACUAGUAUUCAUAUGGUCUAGCAGUCCAAUAUUUACUUCAAAAUACGUUAGCAUUUUGUUGCAUCUGAAGGAAGGUCAGACACAGUCCCAUGACACUGACUCUUUUUGGUGCAUUUCAUGCUGUAGUCCCUGUUUUUAAGGUACAUCAUAGUAAUGUUUAAAUGGAAUUUCAUGAAGGCCUGUUGUACCAGCAUGUGGAGUUACUUUCCGCAAUAUAUUUACCGUAUAAGUUAGCAAAAGUAUUUGAAAUAAAUAUUCUGACUUUAUUUUAAAAGCAGGAAAACCUUAUAAGAAAUAGUUUUCCAUAACAAUGAUACUAAUAAAGUAAUUGUGAUGCUUCAGCUAUAAGAAUUGAACAUAAUCUUGUUUUAAAUGGGUUAUUUUAGAUGGAGGUUAAAUAAUCUGAAGUUUGAGAUGUUUGUCUCCUUUCUUGGAAUCUACAUCCAUGAGUUCAAGAAUUAAAUUACUAAAUAUUACUUAAGUACUUCAAGGACUUCAUACAGGAUGCUUUUUGAGAAUAAAUUUCUGCAUUCUUUCAUGCCUGUAUACUUGGAAAAAUGGACAGUGGAUGACUUGUCAUGAAUCUUCAGUAUGUAAGUUUUUUUGGAGUCACUGAAAGAGAAUGUUUCCUCUGUGUUUUAUAUGUGGAUUUAUUUUACACUCUUGAAUUUAUAUUUACAUAAAUAAAAAGGUAGAAACGCAAAAUUAAUUGAAAUUUAAUUUCUGCCAUCUCACUUGAUGAUGGGGACAUUGUUGCAAUAAAAUGUUUUUUUGUGGUUUCUGCUUGCUUGAA